Messenger RNA from Talaromyces rugulosus, 3060 nucleotides. RefSeq lists its product as uncharacterized. Gene Ontology annotation, biological process: mRNA 3'-end processing. Gene Ontology annotation, cellular component: nucleus. The annotation marks the transcript as partial. The record is from RefSeq and is a predicted model, not a curated record. Gene Ontology annotation, molecular function: mRNA binding; protein binding. Lineage: Eukaryota; Fungi; Ascomycota; Eurotiomycetes; Eurotiales; Trichocomaceae. The transcript is spliced from 4 exons.
AUGGCUGAGGAAGAUGCCGAGCAAGCUUUUUUCCGGGCCCAGGCCAUGAGUGCUGAGUAUGAUCCUGCAGCAGUUGUUCAUGGCGCUGAGCUGUCGGGCUCUGAGGACUAUGAUCCAUCAAACACAGUACAUGAGGAAUACUCAGCUUCGAUAGCAGAAGAUAAUCAGAAUGGCCAUUCCGAAGAAAAUCCUACCACUUCCGCACCUCAGUCUGACGGAGAAGGCAACACCCAAAACCAAAACGCCGCUUCACAGCCUCCCUCAAGAACUGAAUCGCAAGCUUCUAUAUCUGCGCCUGACCAGCCAAAGACCAAAACUAUAGGCGGCUUUGUUAUCGAUGAUGAUGAUGAUGACGAGGAAGAGGAAGAGGAGGAAGAACUAGAAGAAGAGGACAAGGAUGAGGCAGAGUAUGAACCGCCGGGGGUACUGGGGGCCUUCGAUGAAGUUGGUUCUGGUUCUGCAAGCAUGUCUGAACGUCCUUUUUCUGAGAAUGCAAAUGAAACUGUUUUUACAUCUGGUGUAUCAAUACAACCACCUGCGCCUCCUAUGGGCAGUUCCAAAGAUGUUUCUAAUAAUGCUGUUUCUUCUUCUUCUCUUUCUGCUUCUGUUUCGUUGCCGACUGGUCAGAUUCCGUACACUGAGAACACAUAUAGCAAUGCGCCAACACCGGUGCCUUCGGCAUCAAAUCCCGCGUCGGCAGCAGCGUCCCGCCUACCCCAUGAUCGCGUGGGCUUGCUGGAAGAUAGAAUCAAAGAAGAUCCCCGUGGGGAUAUUGCUGCAUGGUUGGAACUGAUUGGUGAGCACCGAAGUCGAAACAGGCUUGACAAUGCACGAGAUGUAUACGAGCGGUUUUUCAAAGUGUUUCCAUCUGCUGCUGAUCAAUGGGUCGCAUACGUGAACAUGGAGUCGGAAAACAACGAACUACAGCGUCUAGAACAGAUCUUUAACCGUACGCUUCUGAGCAUACCGAAUGUGCAAUUGUGGACUGUUUACCUGGACUACAUUCGUCGGCGUCACCCGUUAACAACAGACACAUCUGGCCAGGCACGACGAACGAUUUCGUCGGCCUAUGAUCUAGCUUUUACGCAUGUUGGGAUGGACAGGGACUCGGCUUCUCUUUGGACAGACUAUGUACAGUUUAUCAAAACAGGACCUGGGAAUGCCGGUGGCACGGGCUGGCAAGACCAGCAGAAGAUGGACUUGCUGCGGAAAGCCUACCAGAGAGCGAUCUGCAUUCCGACCCAUGCGUUGAACACGCUGUGGAAGGAAUAUGAUCAAUUUGAGAUGGGCCUGAACAAAUUGACGGGUCGGAAAUUCCUCCAAGAGCGGUCACCAGCCUACAUGACGGCUCGAAGUUCUUAUACAGAGUUACAAAACCUAACUAGAGACUUGGACAGGACCACUCUUCCUCAACUACCGCCUGCCCCGGGCUGUUAUGGAGAUCUAGCGUUUAAACAGCAAGCCGAGUUGUGGCGGCGAUGGGUCAAUUGGGAGAAGGGCGACCCCCUUGUUCUCAAGGAAGAGGAUAUUUCAGCCUAUAAAGGCCGAGUUCUGUACGUCUACAAGCAAGCAUUAAUGGCUUUGAGGUUCUUCCCGGACUUGUGGUUCGAGGCGGCGGAGUUUUGUUUCCAGAGUGAUAUGAUUGCAGAAGGCAAUGAAUUACUUAGGCAAGGGAUUGAAGGGAACCCAGAGAGCUGUCUGCUAGCAUUCAAACGCGCCGAUAGACUUGAGAUCGAGUCGGAAUCGGAACAAGAUGCACAAAAACGGGGAGCAAAGGUGAGGGAAGCCUACGACAAAGUACUAGACGCCCUGUACGCCCUCCACACGAAAACCCGUGAGCAAGAAGAGAAAGAAAUCGCUCAAGUCAAAGAAGAGUUUGCCAACUCCCAGGAUGAGUAUCAUCCAGUUGCCGACGACGAGGACGAAGAUGAGCGCACACGCGAAGCCAAAGCCAAAGAAGCCGCAAUGGAAACGCAGAUUGAUACGAUCAAAGCUGCACAUACUGCGCAAAACACGACUGUUUCAAAGUUGAUUUCGUUUGCCUGGAUUGCUCUCAUGCGUGCUAUGCGUCGGAUUCAGGGCAAAGGCAAGCCUGGAGAGCUUGCAGGCUCGAGACAGGUGUUUGCCGAGGCUCGCAAACGUGGACGCAUCACCAGCGAUGUAUACAUUGCGAGUGCCUUGAUCGAGCAUCACUGCUACAAGGAUCCAGCUGCCACGAGAAUCUUUGAGCGUGGCGCGAGACUGUUCCCAGACGAUGAGAACUUUGCGCUUGAGUACUUGAAGCAUUUGUUUGACAUUAACGAUGUCACCAAUGCUCGUGCUGUGUUUGAAAUGACUGUCAGGCGACUGUCUAGCAAACCAGAAAAUAUACCCAAAACGAAAGCGAUUUUUUCGUUUAUCCAUGAAUACGAAUCUCGGUACGGCGAUUUGGUUCAAGUCAUUAAUCUCGAAAGUCGCAUGCGGGAGCUGUUCCCUGAAGACCCAACGCUUACUCAAUUCGCACAUCGCCAUGCAACACCCAACUUUGACCCAACAGCUGCUCCAAUCAUUAUCUCGACAUCUCAGACUCGGCCACCAGCAAUGACUUCCGUAGAACAACAGCACGCGUCGAUGCAGGAUACGCCUUCGCGAUACUUGGAGGUCCCGUCGAUCGAGUCGCCCAAGCGCACGUAUCCCAUAGACGAUUACGAUGACGAUAGCAGCCGGCCACGAAAGUUCCUACGUGCCGAAUCCCCUCUAAAGGGCGGCAGCGUUCCAUCAUCACGUCGACCAGAUCAACUGAAGCGUCCCGGCGCGCAAAGCAAUGGCAGCCCCCUUAUCGGUGGUGGCCAAUAUAGGCCGCAGCCCUCGGCAGCUCCAUUGCCUCGCGAUGUUGUGCAGCUUCUCAGUAUUAUCCCCCCUGCCUCGGCUUACAACGCAGGACGAUUUUCGGCGGAAAAACUGGUGGAUUUGUUGCGCCGGAUUGAUAUUCCGACGUCAACCUCGCAGCUUCGACCACUGCCACAGCCCAUGCAUGCGCAGUCCUACGGUGGUAAGUUCUUCUUUUUAUUUUCAACUUCA